Macrosteles quadrilineatus (aster leafhopper) is the source of this 855-nucleotide messenger RNA. RefSeq names its product molybdopterin synthase catalytic subunit-like. The record is from RefSeq and is a predicted model, not a curated record. Bases 161 to 610 code for a protein of 149 amino acids. Gene Ontology annotation, molecular function: molybdopterin synthase activity. NCBI's taxonomy places the organism in Eukaryota, Metazoa, Arthropoda, Insecta, Hemiptera, Cicadellidae. Gene Ontology annotation, cellular component: cytosol. Gene Ontology annotation, biological process: Mo-molybdopterin cofactor biosynthetic process. The transcript has 4 exons.
AAUGUCAAUGUGGGAUAAUUAGGAUAGAACACUAGAACAGUUAAAGUUAUAUAAGAAUCAGCAAUAAACGGGAGUUAAUUAUAUGUUAUUUUAGCCCUAUAGUUGUUUUUAGGAAGUCUUAGUUACAAUAUCACUCUUCAGGGUAACUUGAUUGGUUGUAAUGGACUUUGUUAAACUACUUGAAGAUCGUCUCAACAUAGAUGAGAUAUCAGAGUUAGUCAAAUCUCCCAAGUGUGGAGCAGUCUCGCUUUUUAUUGGUACUACAAGAGAUAACUGUGAUGGUUAUAAGGUCGCUAAGUUGGUGUAUGAAGCCUAUGAGCAAAUGGCUUUGAAAUCCAUGAAAAGAGUUUGUGUUGAGAUUCGACAAAAAUGGCCAGAAGUUGAAAACAUUGCUGUAUAUCACAGACUGGGGGACUGUCCUGUGAUGGAGGCAAGUGUAGUGAUAGCCGUGUCUUCACCUCAUCGUCAGGCCAGUCUACAAGCUGUGCAGUUCGCUAUAGAGACACUCAAGGCUUCAGUUCCUGUCUGGAAGAAGGAGGAGUAUGAGGGAGGUGUAGAACCUUCAUGGAAAGAGAACAAGGAAUGUCCCUGGAGCUCCUCUACUUCCUGACAUUACAAAUGGUUUCUAUUUUAUGUUAUUGAUAAUAGUCCAUAUUUUCUUUUAGUUAGUGUGCUUUUUUAAUGCAAGUUCAUGGAUUCGGUAAGCAUAUCUGAUAUGCAAGCAUAUCUGAUAUGCUUUUACCAGAAUGCUUGUAAAAGUGUGUAAAAAUAAUGUGUUGUGUCCCUAAAAUGUGGGUCAUUGUCAAAAUAGAAUUAUAUAUUUUUACAUACGUUCAAUAAAAAAAUAAAAAAGUA